Ostreococcus lucimarinus CCE9901 is the source of this 1101-nucleotide messenger RNA. RefSeq lists its product with no specific name. Gene Ontology annotation, molecular function: LPPG:FO 2-phospho-L-lactate transferase activity. The transcript has 2 exons. The record is from RefSeq and is a predicted model, not a curated record. The annotation marks the transcript as partial. NCBI's taxonomy places the organism in Eukaryota, Viridiplantae, Chlorophyta, Mamiellophyceae, Mamiellales, Bathycoccaceae.
CCAAAGGUGGUGGUGUUUUCGGGAGGGACGGCGAUGAACGUGAUCGCGGUGGAGCUGAGCGAGUUGACGCAAAAGGUGACGCACGUGAUACCCGUGAGCGAUAACGGUGGGUCCACGAGCGAGAUCGUGCGCGUGUUGGGUGGGCCCGCGGUGGGUGAUCUGCGAUCGCGGUGUCUGAGGGUGACGGAUGAGUCCACGCCCGAGGCGGUGGCGGUCAAGGCGCUGCUCGGGCACCGUCUGCAUCCGACGGAUAGCGCGCUCGCUCGAGACGAGUGGUACAAGAUUCAAGAGGGCGAUCACGAGCUGUGGGAAGGCAUCGGACAGGACUACGCGAACAUCAUUCGCCGGUUCUUGGUGCACUUUCAUCAAGAAGUGACGUCCAAGCCGAUCAAGGAGAGGUUUGAUUUCGUCAACGGGUCAAUCGGAAACUUCUUCUUCGCCGGCGCGCGACUAUUCUUUCGCUCGAUGGAUGCGGCCAUUUUCUUGUACUCUCGCGUCAGUCGCAUUCCAGACGACACGCACAUCGUGCCGUGCCUUUUGCACAAGGAAAACGAGCGCGUAAAUCUCGCGGCUGAGCUCAUGAACGGGACGAUUCUCCGCGGGCAGAAUGAAAUUUCACACCCGUCCAUCGACAGCAAAAAUGUUUGGGACGUCGAUAAAGUCGUCACCGCGUAUGAUCCGUUGGAGUCGCCCAUCAAGCGCGUCUUUUACGCCUCGAGUCUCGAUCCGGCGGACGACAACUUUGAGGUGCAGCCAAAACCGAACCCCACGGUGCUGGAAAACAUCACGGAUUGCGACGCCAUCUUGUACGGUAUGGGCUCGCUCUAUACCUCAAUCAUCCCCAACGUCGGCCUGAAAGGCAUGGCGCAAUGCAUCGCGAGCUCCACAUCCAAAAAACUUCUCAUGCUCAACGGUUCGCUCGAUCGCGAGACUGGCACGAUGACAGCCAGCGAAAUCGUUCGCGCCGUCGUCGAUGCCGUCAACAUGCGUUACACCGCCGCUGAAACCAACUUUGACGUCAAAGAACUGAUCACCGACGUCGUAUACCCCAAGAACGGAGGCAUCACCGUCGACGUCGACGCGCUCGCCGCGAUGGGCGUC